AUGUCGAAAGGUCUCUACAUCGCAGCGGGGGCCGAUCUGAGUGCGCCGCCUGCGCGCUGUAGCUUCUCGUCGUCGCCAAAGCGAAAGGCUGCCACAUGGCUGCUAGCAGGCGUCUGUUCUCUGGCCGCGCUGCGAUUCGGCCUACCGCUGCCGGCGCUGGGCCGGAUGCAGCUGUCUGUGGCCGAACGGGCGCAGCAGUGCUCCAUCGACAACCUGCACAAGGACCUGUCGUUUCUGGAUGCGGCUGUGCCGAUCGGGGCGAACGAGUUUAUCGAGCGACGCGAUCGGCUGGCCAAGGCCCUGGUGGCAUCGGGCGUCGAUGCGUUUGUGCUCGAGCCCGGCUACACGUUCCAGUACUUCGGAAACACGUCACAGGUGGACUGGGAGCCAUGGGAGCCGGAGGAGCGGCCGUUCCUGAUGGUGGUGCUUCCCGAGACGGAUGCCGCUGGUGUCGUGUCGGCCAAGACAACCUUUCUGGCGCCGCACUUUGAAGAGGGACGGGUGCGGAUGCUGGGAAUCCCGUCGCGCGACCCCGAGCUCGACAUUGUCGUCUGGGAGGAGCACUGGAACCCCUACGACACGCUGCUGCAGUCGCGGCUCUUCAGCCGGCUCGCCGGCCAGACGCCCAAACUGAUGGUCGACGAGGAGAUUCGGGACUACAUUGUCCGCGGGCUCGACCGGGCCGGCUUCGAGACAGUCGGCCUCAGCACCGAGGUUGAGCUCGUGCGACAGAUCAAGAGCCCUGCCGAGGUCGAGCUGAUCCGCGCCGUCAAUACAGGCACGGUGGUGGCCCUGCGCACGAUGCGGCCGUGUCUGGUACCCGGCCUGACCGAGGACGAGGUGAUGACGAUCCUGGACAACGCCCUGCUUUCGCUUGGCUUCAGCCUUUUCUUUAACCUCGUCCUCUUCGAGGAGCACGGCGCCCUGCCACACGGAGGCUUUGUCACCGGCUGGAAGAAGCUCAAGCACGACUCCAUGGUCGUCAUCGACGUCGGCGCCCAUUAUCUUGGAUACAGCUCCGAUAUCUGCCGCAGCUUCUUCAUCGACCCGCCCCGGACGACGUCGUCGUUGCGCCGCGCGCUCGGCCGGCUCUUCGGCUUCGGCCAGGACUAUGAGCACAGUGCCGUCUCCGACCCGGCAGUACAUGCGGAAAAGCUAAAGGUCUGGUCCGUCGUUCUCGAGGCUCAGGCCGCUGCUGCUGCGGCCUUCCGGCCCAAUAAUACAGCCGCCAGCGUGGAUAUUGCGGCAAGAACGGUCAUUGACAAUGCGGGAUACGGCCAUGGCUUCACCCAUCGACUCGGCCACGGGAUCGGCAUCAAAGCGCACGAAUCGCCCUACUUGAACAAAUGGAACACCCAGGUUCGGCUCCAGGCCGGCAUGACAUUCACCGACGAGCCGGGUGUCUAUCUCGUCGGACGAUUCGGUGUCCGCCACGAAGAUAUAUAUCUGGUCAAGGAGUCAGGGGAGGCGGAGCUAUUGUCAGGACCGCUUGCCAAGAGUCCCUACGAGCCGUAA
Grosmannia clavigera kw1407 is the source of this 1515-nucleotide messenger RNA. RefSeq names its product proline dipeptidase. The transcript is spliced from 2 exons. Bases 1 to 1515 code for a protein of 504 amino acids. Lineage: Eukaryota; Fungi; Ascomycota; Sordariomycetes; Ophiostomatales; Ophiostomataceae. The record is from RefSeq and is a predicted model, not a curated record.